AUGUCGGUCUUUGUUACAGUUGGAUCCACAGGCUUUGAUGAACUCGUUGACGUUGUUACCACUGGAUCGUUCCUUUCAGCACUCAAAUCGCUUGGCUACUCUUCGCUUGUCAUUCAAUAUGGAUCAUCUGAGCAUGUCUACACGCGCAAUGUCAACCAGUUACCCAAUGGCAGCAUAAAGACAGAAGGAUACGCCUAUAAGCCUUCUAUUGAAGACGACAUGAAACAUGCUAGUCUUAUUAUUAGUCAUGCAGGAUCUGGAUCGAUGUUACAAGCCCUUCGUUUGCACAAGCGAUUGAUUGUUGUCAGCAAUACAUCAUUGAUGGAUAAUCACCAAGUCGAAUUAGCACAAGCGAUGCAGCAAAAGAAUUAUUGUUGUUGUAGUACUCCAAAUGGACUUGUGGAUGCUCUGAGUGAUGCAAGUACACGCGAAAUGGAACCCUUUCCCAGCCCCGCUGCAGAUGCCUUCACCAAUCUUCUGGAUCACCAUAUGGGUUUUCAUUAG
Lichtheimia ornata is the source of this 504-nucleotide messenger RNA. RefSeq lists its product as uncharacterized. The transcript is spliced from 3 exons. Gene Ontology annotation, cellular component: extrinsic component of endoplasmic reticulum membrane; UDP-N-acetylglucosamine transferase complex. Gene Ontology annotation, biological process: dolichol-linked oligosaccharide biosynthetic process. Lineage: Eukaryota; Fungi; Mucoromycota; Mucoromycetes; Mucorales; Lichtheimiaceae. The record is from RefSeq and is a predicted model, not a curated record. Gene Ontology annotation, molecular function: hexosyltransferase activity. The coding region runs from base 1 to 504 and encodes 167 amino acids.